AGGACGAGCAUCCUGCAGGACCACGCACGGUGGCGUGCCAGACACACCGGGUUGCUGAGCGUCGCGCCGUUGUUGGUUCAAUUUGCACCGCAAGCCAGUGCAGUAAGCGCAGUGUUCUCUCCAGCGGACAGUAGUAGACUUGCACUUGGCAACAGCGUAACGGCGGCCGGGCGGUAACAUGGGAGCCAAGGUAGUGUGCGGUGUAUGGUACGUGCUCGCGGUCGCCGCGGUGCUGGUGGCGCUGCUAACCGACGGGGUUGCGGCCGGUUCCUGCCGGGAGGCCACGCUCUGCUGCAACGGGCGUGACUCGUCGUGCGUCGUGCAGAAGGCCCCACUGAACGCCAUCAUCGAGGAUCUGAACGAUAAGCCGUGCUACUGUGAUCACGCCUGCCUCAAGCUCGGCGACUGCUGCGAUGACUUCAAAUCGCACUGCGGCGUAAUCGACUGCAUCGUGAGCGAAUGGGGCCAGUGGAGCGAGUGUGACACGGCCUGCGGCAACGGUAUGAUGUCCCGGACUCGCGUCAUCGAGCAGAAACCGCAGAACGGUGGCAAACACUGUCCGUCGCUGGUGCAGAAACGGGGCUGCCAGGGCCUGAAGUGCCACAACCAUCACGACCGGAAGGCGCUGCGCGAAACGGCCCUCCUGCUGCCGGCGGCCCUGUCCAAGAGCCGUCACGAGAACGACACCAGCGACAUCCGGCGGAAUCUACGACUGCGCUACAAGAACGCCUUCAAGCACAACCGGGGCAAUGAGUACUGCGUCGAGUUCGAGGUCAUCAAAGCGACGAAGGCGUGCCACAAGGACACCACCUACCGUGGGCUGGCCGAGGGCGAGCGCGUCAUCGUGCGCUGCGAUCUGGAGGCCCUGCAUGAGGACAAAAGCGUCGACACGCUCGCCAGCAACUCGGUCCAGGAUGAGGACGAACCGGAGGACACGCCAAAGUACCGCUGCCGGGGCGAUGGGCUGACCGGGCGGAACACCCGCUUCACGACACUGGCCAUGCCGGCCUGCCGGGGCAAGUGGAUGCGCCUGACGGUGGGCCAGCCCAAAAAGUGUCCCUCGAGUGAUGCCCAGUUUAUCUUCAUCUAAGUGCGGUCCGGUUGUG
Messenger RNA from Anopheles bellator, 1106 nucleotides. It is a transcript of the gene vex, whose product is annotated as somatomedin-B and thrombospondin type-1 domain-containing protein. The coding region runs from base 179 to 1090 and encodes 303 amino acids. Lineage: Eukaryota; Metazoa; Arthropoda; Insecta; Diptera; Culicidae. The record is from RefSeq and is a predicted model, not a curated record. The transcript is spliced from 4 exons.